This is a messenger RNA of Acanthosepion pharaonis, 1674 nucleotides long. The record is from the annotation of a GenBank genome assembly. NCBI's taxonomy places the organism in Eukaryota, Metazoa, Mollusca, Cephalopoda, Sepiida, Sepiidae.
AUGGAGGACGAAGCUGGGCUUCUUCAUGUGAGCAGAACUAAACGAUGUUUUCCCCCACCUCCUGAUAACACAGAGCAGCAACCUUGUAAGGUUCGGUUAAUGGAGCUUGAUCCAGACACUGGUACCGAGACAUUGCCAGCCAUUCAAACAGUGCAUGCUGCAACCAUUACUUCAACAGCAUCGUCAGUAAGCCUGACUCCCACAGUUGAUAAGUCCAACUCAUCUGUAAGUAAUUUCCAGCCAGAAACGACCGAGACCUACUCGGAGCCUUUAUUCUCCUCUCUUCGUAGCCAUCAUGCAAAUAAUCGUUGCCAGGAAAGAAAGGCAUUGAACUCUAAAGAUUUUUACACACCUCACUGUCCAAAUGUCCACAGCCAGUUUGAACCAAAUAAAUCCCAACCGCAGCAGGUGGAAAUUCCACACCGGAUAUGGCAGUGUUCACCACCUCAGCAAGAAUCUUCACCUUCUUUGAAGAGUUCUACUUGCAAAGAUAAAAAUAGUCCAAACUCGGCAUGCAAUCAUUCGGAUGAAGAUGUGCUGCCUUCGUCAAGAUGCCAAAACAUUCUCGAGCUUCCAAACAGCAUUCUUUUAUACAUCUUCCAGUAUUUGACCAUUUCACAGCGGCUCUGCUGUGUAGCCCUGGUAUGUACCAAAUGGUAUGAAUUGAGUAAAGACCCUUCUUUAUGGCGAAUCAUUUGCUUUCAAGACCUGACUCACAUGUGUAUCACCGAUGAAAUUCUCGACAAGGUCACCUCAUACAGCAAUCAUGUGAUCCAUUUGGAUCUUUCAAACAUCAUGGGCUUCACGCUUAAUGGAAUAUCUUCUCUGCUCAAAAAAUGUCGGCAUUUAAUUUAUUUAUCUCUUAAAGGUUGCUGCUGCCUCCCCGAUUCAGCAUUUCGUCUCAUUAGCCAGCAUCUGCCUGACUUGCAACAACUGUGUCUUGAUGACUGUUUUGCAGUUACUAAUGAAACAAUGAUAGAGAUUUUCAUCAAUUGCUCCAAAUUGACUCAUGUCAGUGUCAGUUCACAUUUAAAUUCCAAAGCUGUCCUUACAUUGGCCAGUCAUUGCCCAGGGCUCAAACUUCUCCACAUUUCCUAUUGUGAAGCUGUGGAUGCCUUGGCUGAAUUGUUUCAGAAAUGUAAACAACUUGAAAACAUCAACAUUUCCAACUGUCCCCUCACUGACCAACACCUGAUGCACCUGUCAAAGCUUUCAAAUUUGAAACAUAUCUACCUGAAUUCAGUUAAUAUGUCAUCAAAAGCUGCCAAGGAGAUUGCUAAGAACUGCACUCAGUUGCAGACAAUGUCUUUGUGCUUCAACGACUGUGUAGAUGAUGACUGCAUUGCAACAGUUGCUCGUUAUGCACGUAAUUUGAAGGUACUAAAAUGCAUCCGAUGCAGUAUCACUGAUCAAGGUUUGACCGCCAUUGGCCAAAAUUGUCACAAUCUGCAGAAACUGGAUGUGAGUUUUUGCAACCAGAUCAGCAACGAAGGCGUAAACUUUGUUUCCAACAAAUGCAGCAAACUGCAUUUCCUGGGAUUGUUCUCUUGUGAGAAUGUGGAAACUGACUUUCUCCUUGAACUCGAGAAGAAUUAUCCUCACAUCCUUUUUUAUUGCUUCAACCUUGAAUACAACCGUCUAAUUAAAAGAGCUAGUGAACAGGGCUAUUUAUGA